AUGGACCUCACGGCCUUCCCCAACCUCCAUUCCACCCACGCGCCUGGCCCUGCCGGCGCGGCGCCCGCAGAAGAAAUUCUGCCUGGCCUCCCGCAGCUGCCGGACGAGGCCGUCGUGCGCGCGUGGGCGGCGCUGCUGCAUGCCUACACGGGCGUGGAUGCGAUGCGCUUCCUGGUGGACGACGCUGUGGUCGAGGUGGGCGCCAUGAGCGGCACCAUCUCGAGACUCGCGCCGCCGCAGCCCGCCUCGCACCUCGCCAACGUCACUCGAGUCUACCUGGACGUGGUCUGUCACGCCACCCAAUUCUCCUCUGCGAAUCCCCCUCUGACGCUCUGGCAGACUCCUUCGGCCCACCCGGCCGCCCUCACUUUCCAAUACAGCCGUGACGCGGCCCGCGGACGCCUCGUCUGCUCGGCUUAUCUGCCCGCCCAGCAUCUCCGCCACAUGGCGCAGCAGCUGAGACGCUGCAUUGCCCAGGCACACGCUGCGAGCGAGAUCCUGCCGCCCCAGCCGGCCCUGGCCCUGUCGGUCCUCAACCCGCACCCGGAGGCGCUACGAGGCCCGCGGCUGCUUCAUGACCUCGUGCGAUGGGCCGACUACGCCGCGAGGCCUGCCAUCGACUUUCUCGGCCACGACGGGAAGCGCACCGAAUUGUCCUACUCUACCUUGGACCGAGUGACGACUUCGCUGGCCAGCAUAAUCCGCUCCUAUCUGGCUCCGUCGAGACCGCAUCCCGUGGUGCCCUUGCUUGUGCCACAAUCCCCGGAGCUCUACAUCGCCCAGCUUGCCAUUCUCAGGGCAGGAGGCGCCUUCUGUCCCCUGAACUUGGAUGCGCCCCCGGAGCGUGUCAAGUUCAUCAUCCAAGACGUUUCUGCAAGACUCGUCGUCACCACUCCUUCACUUCGCGAUAAGAUACCCCUGGGCGACAACGUUCAUGUUUUACUGUUAGAAGACGGCUGUUACAAUGCGGACUCGGCAGGCCCUGCGGAGCUCCCGAGCCCUAGCCCGGAAGACCUUGCCUACGUCAUGUACACUUCUGGGUCAACGGGCACUCCGAAAGGAGUCGGCGUUUCGCAUUUCGCUGCCACUCAGAGCCUAUUGGCUCACGACCGGCACAUUCCCUCGUUCUCGCGCUUUCUCCAGUUUGCCGCACCCACCUUCGACGUGUCGGUGUUCGAAAUAUUUUUCCCCCUGUUCAAGGGUUGCACGCUUGUCACGUGUGAUCGGACGGCUCUGCUCAAUGAUCUGCCGGCAGCCAUGAGGACGUUGGAGGUGGAUGCAGCCGAACUCACCCCCACCGUGGCGGGGACCCUGCUGCAGACGCGCAAUGCUGUCCCGAAACUGAAACUCCUCCUUACGAUCGGCGAAAUGCUGAGCACCCAGAUCGUGCACGAGUUUGGCGGCAGCGAAGUGCAGCCAAGCAUCCUGUGGGGCAUGUAUGGCCCCACGGAAGCCGCCAUACAUUGUACCCUCCAACCAAGCUUUAGCGCCCACUCUAAGGUGGGCAACAUCGGAAUCCCACUGGAUACUGUUUCAGCCCUCGUUGUCGCUCCCCCGCCCGAUGAUCAAUCUACGCCCGCCCCGAUGGAAAUACUUCCCAUUGGCCAGGUUGGAGAGCUUGCCGUCGGCGGUCACCAGCUUGCCGUCGGGUAUCUCAACCGGCCCGAGCAGACCGCUGCCGCCUUUGUCGAUCACCCGGAAUACGGGCGCUUGUACCGAACGGGUGAUAAGGCAAGGAUGUUGCCGGACGGUACCUUGGAGUGCUUGGGCCGUAUCUCUACCGGCCAGGUGAAACUAAGAGGCCAGCGUGUCGAGCUAGGAGAAGUGGAGCAAGCCUUGACAAACAUCAAAGGCUGUCGCAGCGUCACCGCCAGUGUCAUCUCGGGCAUCCUUGUCGCUUUUGUUCUGGCCCAAGGUUGCAGUCUCAAUGCUCAACAGGUCAUUGAGGAAUCCAAGCGCUGGCUUCCCGCAUUCAUGGUACCUGGAGACAUUGUCAUCUUGGAUGACCUUCCUCGGUUGCCUUCCGGCAAGGUUGACCGCAAAGGACUCGAGGCUGCCUAUAAGGACAGGCAAGGCGCUGAGCGUCCUGUACGGUCUGAAUACGCAGAUGAGACCGAAAGUCGCAUUUGCGCUAUACUCUCCAACGUUCUCCAAGAGACCGUGUAUCCGACAAGCAACCUUGCUUCGCUUGGCCUCGACUCCUUGAAGGCGAUUCGGGUAGCUUCAGCACUGCGCUUGUCGGAUUACUCACUCGGUGCCGUCGACAUACUCUCAGCACGCGACGCUGAGUCUCUCAGAUCACUUCUCAAGAAUCGCACCACUUCGUCCAUCCCGUCAAGCCCUUCGACUGAUACGUUCAAGGAUCUCAAGCAAGCCGUCUUGAAUCUAAAGGAGCUCCGCCACAAUGCAUCUGACAUCGAAGACGUUCUCGGAUGCACACCUUUGCAAGCAGCCAUGCUUGCUGAGACUUCAAUCAACCCACGCGCCUACUGUAACUGGGUUGAAUUGGAGAUUCAUCAGCAUUGCAGCGCCCUCCAGCUCAAGGGUUGGUUGACAGAGCUGGCAAGGAAAAACAACAUUCUACGGUCUGGCUUCUGUGCCCUGGCCGGCUCUGCGAACUCCUACGCGCAAAUCAUUUGGUCAGCGCUCUCCGACAAUCAAGUGGUUGAAGUUGAUGCAUUCGAGAAGGACUAUGAGCUCAACUCACCAGAGUCAUUUCUGAGGCCGCUCAAGUUCCAGAUCUUGACUUCUGCCAACCAGACCAGGGUUCUCUGCCAGAUUCCCCAUGCGCUGUAUGAUGGAUGGUCUAUGGAUCUGAUCGUGUCCGAUUUGAAUACCCUCAUCUCUGGUCGCGAAGCUCCGGAAAGGCCCCAGUUCCGUGAUGUAACCGUGCACUUUGCUACAACAUCAGCAGCCGAUCUCGAACCUUCAACAAGCUAUUGGAAGAACCAGCUGGAGGACUACGCAUACGCCUCACUUCCCAAUUUCAACGGCAAGAAGGUGUCCACGGACACGCUGGCCGUCACGAGCCGUGCUCUAUCCACGCCUCUCGAACGUCUCCGGCAACACGCCAGCAUCCUCAAAGUCAACACUCAGGUGUUCUUCCAGGCGGCUCUUGCAUUGCUCGCAGCUUUCUACUUCGACACUACCGACGUCACCUUUGGAACUGUGACUUCUGGUCGAACUAUUCCAGUCUCACAGAUUGAAGAGAUUGUUGGGCCAUGCAUCGCGACGCUUCCUCUCCGGCUCGAUAUUUCUCGUUCUCUCACCAUCAAAGACCUGCUCCUUCAUAUCCAUGAGCUUAAUCGAGCGAUGCUCAGCCACUGUGAGUUGCCGUUGCGCGAUGUAAAGAAAGCUUGUGGCUUGGCACCUGGAAGCCCGCUUUUCGACAUCCUCUUUGUUUGGCAAGAAACCUUGCACAGCAACGGAAACGACGGCAGCCUCGUCUCACAGGUCGAUGGUGCUGACCAACUCGAGUUCAAGCUAACCUUGGAGUUUGAGCCUCGCAAAACCGGUGUUGCCUCUAAAGCAACUUAUGAUCCUGCUGUUCUUCCAAAGAGCCAAGUCGACAUUAUAAUAUCCCAAAUCGAACAGCUUGUCGGUUUCUUCUUGGAAAACGUUGAUGUCGAGCUGGCCCAACCAAUCCAACAUAUGGACCACUCUGUACUGUCGAUGGAAAAUGCCGACUUCAAACAUGAAAACAUCUCUGCGGGACCAGGCCACGCCGUGGAAAUUGGGGCCGAGCAACAUCCAAAUGCACCUGCCGUCGCCUUCAGUAGUAACAUCAACGAGGCUGGCGUCCAGACGCAGACGCUCACUUACGGAGAACUCAACUCAAGAGCAAACCAACUUGCCAAUCUUCUCCUCUCUCACAACACCAGGCCUGACGAUCUUGUUUGCAUAUGCAUGGAAAAGUCGAUUGAUCUGUACGUCUCAAUCCUUGCGGUCUUGAAGACUGGGGCAGGAUACGUCCCCAUCGCUCCGGAGACACCAUUGGAGCGAAUCCGGUUCACCGUCGACGAGGCUAAGAUACGCACCUGCCUGACGAGGAGCGAUUGUCCUGCUGAUAUCCGUUCACUGGGCGAUCGGAAUGUUCUCGACGUAGACCGAGUCAGCCUCGACGAUUUCAGUGUCGAGAAUCCGAACGUGCCUUACGACGGAUCGCGCGUGGCGUAUGGAGUGUUCACAUCGGGGAGUACAGGCACCCCCAAGGGAGUUCUUGUCACACAAGACAAUCUUGUGAGCAACCUGAAGGUUCUUUCCCAGAUCUACCCGUGCCCUGAAGGUUCUCGACUCCUCCAAUCUUGCUCCCAGGCGUUCGAUGUGUCUGUCUUCGAGAUAUUCUUUUCUUGGUAUGCAGGCAUGUGCCUUUGCUCUGGGACCAAGGACGACCUCUUUCAAGACAUGGAGCUUGCAAUACGUCAAAUGGGCAUCACUCAUCUUAGCUUCACGCCAACGGUGGCAGCCUUAGUCCACCCAGACAACGUCCCGAACGUGAAGUUCCUUGUAACGGCAGGCGAGGCCGUCACUGAACACGUGAAAAGGGCUUGGGCCGGCAAGGGCCUCUAUCAAGGCUAUGGUCCGUCUGAAACAACAAACAUCUGCACUGUCAGGCCCAACGUUACCGAAGACGACUUGAUCAACAACAUCGGUGCGCCUUUCACUAAUACUUCUGCCUUUGUCAUGGAUGAGGUGGAAGACGUACUCAUCCCCAGAGGUGGCGUUGGUGAGCUGUGCUUUGGUGGAGACCAGGUCUUCCGCGAAUAUCUCAAUAUGCCGGAACUUACUGCGAAGAAGAUCAUUGACCAUCCUACGUGGGGUCGGAUCUACAGGUCCGGAGACAUGGGCCGUCUCUGCCCAGAUGGAUCAAUCCUAUUCUCUGGUCGGUCCGACGAUCAAGUCAAGCUACGCGGUCAGCGGAUCGAGCUUGGAGAGAUCAACAGCUGUAUCCUCGAUUCCACAUCGGUCACGGACUGCGUCACUCUCCUGAUGGGUGUUCAGAAUAAGACUGCUCAGCAGCUAGUCUCUUUCUGGGUACCUAGAGGGUCUUCUUCGCCAGACAUCCAAGUGGUGACCGUGGAUCAAGACACUCAGGGAACAGUGGCCGAUGUUUUCGGUAACUUGGAGAACAAGCUCCCUCUGUACAUGUUGCCAAACGCCCUGGUUCCUGUUACAGCCAUCCCGAUGACUGCUCAAGGCAAGACGGACAAGCGCAAGCUUACAGCUUUGUACGAGCAGCUGACGUCUGAUUACAUUGAUUCGGUCUCACGCAAGUCCGAGGGGCUUGAAGAAUCCGGCGAGUGGUCCGAGAUCGAGCUUGCGACUGCCAGCACCCUUGCCAACGUCCUCAAGAUGCCGGUGGAUGAGAUCAGGAGACAAGCAUCAUUCUUCGCCUAUGGGUUAGAUUCGAUCUCUGCUAUUUCGCUAUCCAAUGGACUCAGGGAAGCCGGGUUUUCAAGAAUCCCGGUGUCGGCCAUCUUGCAGAAUGCAACUGUUCUGCGCUUGGCCAGGUUUAUUUCUGAGAAGACAUUGAACUCGGAUGAUGGUCCUGGAGCGAUCGACCCGACCACUGUUUUCAGUGAAUCUACGAGGGAUCAGAUCCUGAGUACGUUCAACAACAAGAAGAUCAGCGUUCGCAAGGUCCUGCCAUGUAGUCCUCUGCAGGAAGCCAUGCUUUCGGCGGGAGGGUCUUCUGAGACCGCUACAUAUCUCAACAAGAUGGUUUUCAAAGUCCACGGAAACCACACUCGUCUGCGGGAAUGCUGGACUGCAAUGUGCAAGAGGCACGAAAUUCUCAGAACCUGCUUCGUCGCUACGGAUGACCCUCGAUACGCCUUUGCACAGGUCGUUCUCGCCGAAAGCAUUCCUCAGUGGGACGAGAUCGAUGCGAAUGAGGUCGAUGGAUACGUCGAAUCAGUCGCUGCAUCCAUGGCCGAGUCCGAUCAGCCUCCACUUCGGUUCGCAACAAUGAAGGCAGGCGACUCCACCCACCUGCUCUUCUGCUGUCACCACGCCUUGUAUGAUGGCGCAGCCAUGGGUCAGUUGAUGACAGAAGUGGAGCAAAUGUACUGUGGCAACGACCUGCCACCAGUUGUAACUUUCGAACCAUUUCUGGCAGAGAUGGUCCAAAUACGGUCCAAGGAGACGGACUCGUUCUGGGCUGGUCGCCUUCGGAGCCUUGAGCCAACCUCGUUUCCCGAUCUUACCGGCCUGUCCACUGCUGCCCGCAAGACUAAGACCGAGCGAUGUGUCUUUGCGGAGGACCUGCCCUUCUCACUCAGCGCCUUGGAAUCCGAUUGCCGCAAACUGUCUUGCACACUGCUGGCCUUAGGCCAAGCGGCGUGGGCAAAGAUCCUGUCUCUUUACACCGGCGAGAGCGACAUUUGCUUUGGCAAUGUUGUCAGUGGGCGGACACUCCCCAUAGACGGUCUUGAUAGACUUGUUGCGCCAUGUUUCAACACUCUGCCGGUCAGAGUGGAUCUUUCUGCGAACAGCAAGAACAACGACUUGCUUGAAUAUCUUUCCACCUUCAACGCGGAUUCUUUGCCUUACCAGCUGACGCCUCUUCGACGCAUCCAAGCAAUGCUGAGCAACGAUGGCACCCGUCUUUUUGAUACCCUUUUCAUCCUUCAGCAAACUGCUUACUGCCUCAAUGAGAACAUUUGGUCUUUAGAAGAAGACUCUGGAGAGAUGGAUUUUCCCCUUGUUUGCGAGCUUGUCCCCAAUCGCCACAAUGAUACCCUCGCGUUGGUUCUGCAUUUCCAUGAAGCGUUCAUCGCGAAGAAUGAUAUUCGUGUGAUUAGCGAUACAUUCGCUGCGGCGUUGAGCUCAUGCACUCAACAACCCUCCGCACUCUACUCUGAUAUUCUUGGUCUCUCUGAAGAGCUUCUUUCUGCAAGUAACCUCGACUUCAAGACCCUCGAGCCCUGCGUCGAACCGUUGCUCCACUCAGCAUUCGAACGGAAUGCCGAGGCAAUGCCCCAUGCGGUGGCAUUGGAUUUCCAACAUGCGGAUGGCAGCCGUGGCCGAUGGACGUUCAAUGAACUGAACCAGAUCUCGAACCAAAUCGCCCACGUUCUCGUACAACAAGGCGUAGGUUUCGACGACGCUGUCCCUAUUUGCAUUCCGAAGUCGCCACACUACUAUGCUAGUGUCCUCGCAGUGCUCAAGGCCGGCGCAGCAUUCACUCCAAUCGAUGUCAACCUUCCUGUGUCUCGAAAGCAGUUCAUGCUCCAAGAGCUCGGUGCAAAGGUGGUACUUUCGAACGCGGUGGUAGACACGACUUGGUGCAGAGAGGCCAAGAUCUUGUUUGUGGAGACCAUCGGCUCAUCUGCCACGCACAACCCCAACGUCACCGGCCUGAAGCCAGACCAUCUCGCCUACAGGCUGUACACCUCGGGCUCAACUGGGACACCGAAGGCGGUAAGCGUUGAGCACCGCAAUCCUGUCCAGACGGUGGAGGCAUCCCGCACGAUUAUUCCGUGGAACCCCGAUUCCCGCCUCCUCCAGUUCGCUGCCACUACGUUCGACAUGUGCUACUACGACUGCUUCCUUGCCUGGACCUUCGGAUUUACUCUCUGUGCGGCUGAGCAGCCAAUGAUGCUCAAUGACACACCCGGAAUCAUCGAUUCUAUGCAGAUAACUUUGGCUGACCUAACCCCCUCGGUCGCUCUGAGCCUGCCGCAGGAUUCUGUUCCGACACUGCAAUACCUGUACUGCAUUGGAGAGGCGAUGCCCCAGGAACUCGUCGAUCGAUGGGCUGGAAAGCUCGUGAAUUCCUACGGCCCUACCGAAGCUGCCUUCUGUGUCACCAUUUUCCCAGUUUCGAAGGACAUCAAAUCAGCUGUCAUCGGCAAGCCAUUCCCUACCACGAGUUUCAUCGUACAGUCUCCAGACGGUCUCUCCACUCUGCCCAUCUUCGGCGUUGGCGAGCUGUACAUUGGUGGCUCUCAGGUUGCCCGCGAAUAUCACGCCAAUCAGGAAAUGACUCAAGCUCGAUUUGUUUCCCGCCACGGCCAACGUUUCUACAAAUCAGGCGAUGUUGUUCGGAUGCUAGCAAACGGCACAUUUGAGUUUGUUGGGCGCGCAGAUGAUCAAGUCAAAAUUCGCGGUCUGCGCGUCGAGCUUGGUGAGAUUAGCGCCGUUCUGCGAGACUCUCACGAUGCCGUUGCCAGUGUCUCUACGCAGGUGCUCAAGGCAUCGGAGUCUUCAAAAGAGCAGAUCGUGGCUUUCUUGGCAGUGGGGACAGACAGGGACAGUCUCGACGCCACAGAAAUCAAGGAUCGAGCCAAGAAAGCCACGGCUGACAAGCUGCCGUCCUACAUGAUACCCAACUUCCUUAUCCUGGUCGAUCGCAUCCCACUAUCUGCUGCAGGCAAGGUAGACAAGCGGGCGCUCAAGUCCAUUUUCCAGGACUCUGAAGAGGCAAGACAGGACACUUCUGAUGUCCAGGACGAGCGCGACUGGACCACCACCGAGCUGGAAAUCAGGGAGGCACUUGCAGGCCUGUCCAAGGUUGCACCUGAGAGCAUCGGCUUGCAGACAACCAUUUACCAGCUCGGUCUCGACAGUAUCAGCGCUGUGCAAGUCGCGGCCCGGCUAAGGAAGCAGGGCUACAAGGUCACGGCAUCAGACGUUCUUGAUCGUCCCACCUGCGCGGACCUCGCUUUGCUCCUACAAAGCGGAGAACCUUACAUGCCAGAAAAGCAGAUGUUUGACUUCAAGGGCUUUGAAGAGCAGCAUAGGCUGGCUAUCUGUCGAGAAUUAAAGGUCGGCGUCAACGAUGUUGCUUCCGUCCAUCCCUGUACCCCGUUACAGGCCGGCAUGAUAUCGCAAUUCCUCCACUCCGACGGUCAAAUGUACCUCAACUACAUGCAUUACCAGUUUGAAGGCAUCAGCUCGGAUGUUUUGGAGCAGGCGCUGCGCUUGCUUUACGAGAAGUACGACAUUCUCCGCUCUGGGUUUGUGCACGUCAACAGUACUCAAUCACCGUUUGCUUUGGUCACGUACGCACAUGAUGCUUCAUUCGCGCCAGUUUCUAAGCUGGAAGCGUCCGAAUCGGCUGCUGCAUCGAAGAUCUUGGAAUGGCGGGAGGAUUCCCGUCAGGAAAUCUUGCAUGGCCUCCACAAGAACGCUUUCCGCGCGCUCCUGGUCGAUAACACGAGCGGUGCCUCUCUGCAUUUCUCCAUAUUGCACUCCCUGUAUGACGCCCAGAGCUUGCGCAUUCUUCUGGACGAUGUCACGGCAUUUUGCCGCGAUGGAAGGGUCCCUGCACCUAAGCCAUUCGAGUCUGUUCUGGGCUCCAUACUCCUGUCAAGUGGCGAUGACGACGUUGAACAGAAGAGUUUCUGGGAAGAGAGAAGCAAAGAUGUUUUUGUCAACGCCUUUCCCAGCAUGACGCCGCUUCGUGUCAAGGAAGGCCGGACGCUUGUCUCAUCCAAGACCUGCUCUCAAAGUCAAAGUGAGCUCGAGGCAGGCUGCCGCAAAACUGGAAUCACUAUGCAAGCUGCCGGCCAGGCUGCUUGGGCUCGUAUACUGUCGGGCUACAUUGGAGAGGAUGCUGCGACUUUCGGAAUCGUCUUGUCCGGUCGUAAUGACGAGAAUGCGGAGUCAGUCGCUUUCCCAUGUAUCACGACCGUCCCGCUGCCGGCUCGCAAUGACCCGCACAACCGCGUUCUCCUCGAGAGCAUGAUGGCCUUCAACACCGCUGUCCGCAAACACCAGUUCACACCCUUGACAAAGAUUCAGCGCUGGACCGGCCACCCGGAUGAGGCUCUAUUCGACACGAUAUUCGCAUACCAGAAACUCUCAAAUGGAGACAGCCAGAAGAGCUACUGGAAGCUUGUCGAUGAAGACGCAACCGUCGAUGCCGCUGUGUCCAUUGAACUGGAGCCCUCUGAUGGGGACCAGCUCGAGUUGAGAAUCACUUACAGGUCAGAUCGCCUUCCUGAAGAGCAGGCGAAGGUGAUGCUCGACCAGCUGGACCAGGUUCUGCUGGGCCUCAUCUUCCACCCAGAUGGCCACGUGGAUGACGCCUUCAAGCAUUCGCAAGAACUGCUCUCCAUCACACCUCCCAAGGAGCGCGAGAUCAAGACGGACGUGGCUCUGCUCCAUGAGUUCGUUGAAAGAAGUGCUCGCCAGCACCCCGAUAAGAUUGCCUUCGAGUUUGCCACAGAGAUCGAGGAUAAGAAGGUGACCAGCCGAUGCUGGACGUACAAGGAGUUGGACGAGGAAGGCAACAAGAUUGCCAACCUCCUCAAGAGUAACGGCGUUGAGCCGGGCGGUCUUGUGGCAAUCUGUUUCGACAAGUGUCCUGAAGCCUCGUUCGGUAUUCUGGGUAUUUUGAAAGCAGGGUGUGCCUACGUUGCCCUAGAUCCCGGUGCACCCGUCGCACGCAAGGCUUUCAUCACUCAAGAUUCCAAGGCUGCCAUGGUUGUAUCGAUGAAGAGCCAGACUGAACCUUUACAAGGCCAGGUCAACGUGCCGAUCAUCAAUCUCGACGACGUCGAAUACUCGAAGUUGUCGGCCGAGAAGCCUAGAUUGUCAAGGGCAGUCACUCCUCAAGACCUCAGCUACUGCCUCUACACCUCUGGCACGACGGGAACACCCAAGGGGUGUGAGCUUACACACGAGAACGCGGUGCAGGCUAUGCUUGCUUUCUCCAGGCUCUUCUACCCACGCUGGGACGCAGACUCAAAGUGGCUCCAGUUCGCUUCAUUCCAUUUCGACGUCUCGGUCCUUGAGCAAUACUGGACGUGGUCCGAGGGCAUCAGGCUUGUGUCUGCGCCAAGAGAUCUGAUCUUCGAGGAUCUCGCUGGCUCCAUCACAGCCCUCGGGAUUACGCACAUUGAUCUGACGCCCAGUUUGGCCAAGCAGCUGACACCGGACCAAGUGCCGACUCUCCUAAAGGGUGUCUUCAUCACUGGCGGUGAGGCUCUGAAGCAGGAGAUCCUUGACGACUUUGGCAAGCACGAGGUCAUUCAUAACGGCUACGGCCCUACAGAAGCAACCAUCGGCGUAACCAUGUUCCCACGCGUCCCAGACAACGGCAAGCCUUCCAACAUUGGGCCGCAAUUCGACAAUGUCGGCUCCUUCGUGUUCAGGCCUAAUACAAGCAUCCCGGUCAUGCGUGGUGCCGUCGGCGAGCUUUGUGUUUCCGGAAAACUGGUCGGCAAGGGAUACCUCAAUCGCCCUGAUCUCACCAACGACAAGUUCCCUUACCUUGAGGAGUUUGAUGAGAAGGUCUAUCGUACAGGCGACUUGGUGCGAAUUCUACACGAUGGUUCUUUCGACUUCCUGGGCCGUGCGGACGAUCAAGUGAAGCUCCGUGGCCAGCGCUUGGAGAUAGGCGAGAUCAACAGCGUCAUCAACCAAUCCGAAGCCGAGGUUCUGGAUGUUGCCACCCUUGUGCUCAGGCAUCCCAAGCAGCAAAAGGACCAGCUUGUCAGCUUCGUCGUUACCAAGUCGACCUUGGUCAGGAAGGAAAAGCCUGCCGUCAGUCAAGUUGGAAAGGAGGCCAUGCAGGUGACUGCGGAAGCGUGCCGCUCGAAGCUCUCGGCGUACAUGGUUCCUACUCACUUCAUCCCGCUCACGUCGAUGCCACUCUCGGCCAACAACAAGGCCGAUGGCAAGCAACUCAAGCAGCUCUACUCAGAACUCAGCCCCGAGCAACUUCAAGCCAUCUCAACAUCCUCCGGGGAGGGUGGUGCUCUAUCUACUGCCGAUGAGAAGAAGGUUGCUGAGGUGCUUGCGUCAAUGGCGUCGGUAGAUGACAGCGACAUUUCGAGGAACUCCAGCAUCUUUGAGCUUGGCCUUGACUCGAUUUCCGUCAUUGGCUUUGCUGGUGCGCUGAGGAAGGCUGGUUUCCGCAACGCCCAGGCUUCGGUCAUCAUGAAGAACCCUGUCGUCAGUCGCCUUGCGAAGGCUCUCGCUUCAAAGGAUUCUGGAGCGGACCGAGCUUCCAUCCAAGCAGCGAAACGGGAUAUUUCUGCAUGCCAACAUCAAUACAAGGCCAUCGCAGCGCGUGCACUCGGCGUGAGGCAGGAUGCUAUCGAAGGCAUUGCUCCUUGUUCCCCGCUCCAGCAGGGUAUCAUCUCGCGGUCCCUAGAGAGCGACAAGCCCGUCUACUUUGCGACUUUCAAGUUUGAGCUUUCUUCAGAUGUCGAUCUAUCCAAGCUGCGUGCAGCUUGGGAAAGAGCGUACGAGUCUAUCCAGAUUCUGCGUGCACGAUUCAUCCCUACGGAUAACGGCUACAUCCAGGUCAUUCUCCGAGGUCAGCAACUACCCUGGGUCGAGACCCCGGUAACGAAUCCCGACGAGAUCGACGACUACCUCGGCAUGAGGAAGCUUAAGUGGUGGUCGCAGAACAGAGACAAGCUCAUGAGACCCUUCGAGCUUGUCACCACUGUCUCUGCCAGCAAGAAGAUUCUAUCGAUCCACAUCAUGCACGUAGUGUAUGAUGGUGCCAGCCUUCCGAUGCUUCUCCAGAAGGUCGAGGCCGAAUACAAGGGAGAACACCAAGUCGACUUCGGCCCUGCCUUUUUGGAGGUGCUGCCCUACGGACCGCUGAGGUCUAUGCCUGAAGCUCCAUCAUUCUGGGCUGGCCAUCUGUCCACUGCUCGGAGUUGUAUCAUGCCUAGCCUUACUGCCCACCCACAAGACAAGGACGUCACGAUCAACGCCACCCUCACGGAUCUGGAGUCGUUCGAAAGCACCAGAAGGAAGCUCGAUGUUACGCACCAGGCAUUGGUGCAAGCGUCUUGGACAUCUGUUCUGCAGAAGCACUUUGACGGUGCUGUUACUCUUGGCAUGGUCGUUUCUGGCCGGUCAAUUGACUUUGAAGGGGCUGAUGGCACCAUCGGACCCAUGUUCAACACCAUUCCCUUCCAUCUCGACUUUGCCAAGGACGACAAAUGGAGCCAGGUCGUGCGCAGGUGCCAUGCUUUCAAUAUCUCGGCCCUCCCGUAUCAGCAUACUCCACUUCGCGACAUCAUGAAGUGGACUAAGCGGGCCCCUAGCGAGCCAUUGUUUGAUACUCUCUUCGUCUUUCAAAAGGAGCUUGAGGAUGGUGAUCCUGACAAAUCCUUGUGGUCAUUGCUGGAGGACCAACCCGAAGCCGAUUAUCCACUUGCGCUUGAAGUGGAGCAAAAGCAAAAUGGAUCUCUGGGCUUGACCAUCGUAGCUCAAGGCCAAGUCGCCGAUCAUGGGACUUUGGCCAUCCUGUUGGAAGAGUUCCAGACUGCGCUCCAAAAUCUGCUUGAGAACCCCGAGGCGCUCGUCUCGGACACGGUCGGCGAGAUCCACUCAUCCGGUCCAGCUCACGUCAACGGCGUCAACGGACACGCAAACGGCCAUCUGAAUGGCGUCGAAGGCUUUGUAUGGACGCCUGUGGCCCGCCGUCUGCAGGAAGAGAUCGCGACUCUCGCAGGAACCGAGCCUUCCGAGGUCGAUGAGCACACCACCAUCUUCGAGUUCGGCUUGGACAGUAUAGAUGCCAUCAAGCUCUCCUCAAGGCUCAAGAAGAGCGGAAUCAAUCUGCCCGUCAGCCAGAUCAUGCGCAGUUUGACGAUUCCGAGAAUGGCCAAGGAGGUCACUGAGAAGACUGCCGAUAGCCAGGUUGCUACUCCAGGUGCCACUCUCGACUCCCAGCAGACCACGCUCACGGAGCAUUUCCGCAGCACUGGAAGUAAAGGUGGCGAAAACGUGGAGCGGAUCCUGCCGGCUACUCCUCUGCAGGAAGCCAUGGUUGCAGAAAUGUUCUCGUCAGAGUUCCACCAUUACUUCAACCACGACGUCUUGAAACUUGCGCCUGGGGUCGAUGUUGAGAAAACAAAGCAGGCGUGGGCGAGCAUAUACCGUAGCUCAGCCAUCCUUCGCACGACGUUCGAAGAGGUGGAUGAUCCCGACCUUGAUCUGUCUUUCGCACAGGUCGUCCACAAGGCUCAGGAUCUCACCAUCGGGGAGAUUGAGGCUGCCUCUCAGGAAGACAUCGACGCCAUAUUGGACACGAUCAGGGCGCGAACUGCCGAAAAGGGCACCAAGGCAGAGCUGUUCCAGGUCAACGUCAUCCGAUGCAAGUCGGACGUGUACAUUGCUCUGUCCAUCGCGCACGCGCUGUAUGAUGGAUGGUCCCUGGGCCUUCUUCACCGCGAUGUACAAGCUGCAUAUGCCGGCGAUGUCAAUGCCCGGCCUGCAUACGAUCAUGUCCUCGAAGACAUCCUGAAUGCUUCUGGAGAGAAGGCCGCAAGCUUCUGGCGCGACUUCCUCGGCGGAGCGCCGAGCGGACUUCUGUCAGAAGGCCGCGUGCAGGAUCUCAGCACCGGAUUGCAGGUUCACCGCAAGGAGCAUACGGGAUCUGUUCCUGUUGACACUCUCCGCUCCUUCUGCAAGAAUGCGGGCAUCACUCUCCAAGCCCUCGGCCAGACGUGCUGGUCGCUUGUUCUGUCCUCCUACCUCGGCAGACUGGAUCUCGUUUUCGGCGUGGUCCUGUCUGGAAGAGACAGCCAGGAAGCGGAGGAUGUCAUGUUCCCAACGAUGAACACGGUGGCCGUCAGGUCCAUCAUACACGGCACGAGGAAAGAGAUGCUGAGGUACAUGCAAGAAAACAUCAGCACCAUGAGGCAGUUUCAGCACUACCCGCUCCGCAAGGCCAAAGCUGCGGCAGAGACGGGCGGCAAGUCCCUCUUCGACACGCUGUUCAUUUUCCAAACUCGACCUGGCGACGACAACCAAACCACCUCUGAUGCGCUCUAUGAGUCGAUUGGAGGCGCCGCCGAUGUCGAGUACCCCGUGGCUGUCGAGAUGGAAGCCGUGGGGGAUGAGCUUGUCUGGCGCACGGCCUGCAAGUCGAACGUGUUCGAUGAGGCUGGUUCCGAAGAGCUUCUGAACCGCGUCGAUAUGGUCAUGAAGAGUAUCAUCGCCUCGCCGGAUGCUGGCGCCGUUUCAUACAGUGACAGUGGCGCUUCGGUUUGCGGUCUACCUUCGUUCAGAGACAUUUCCGCCGAAAGCAGCGACGUCGAAGACGACAAAAUUGCCGUCAAUGGCAUCACUACUUCGACUGAGUGGACAGAGACCGAGAAGACGAUCCGCGAAGUUCUUUCCGCAGUUUCAAAGGUUCCGGAGCUGGAAAUCACAAAGGAGCUGACCAUAUUCCACUUGGGCCUCGACUCGAUCAGCGCCAUCAAGGUAUCCUCGCUGCUGAAGAAGAGGUCAAUCAAGCUCAGCGUCAGCGAAAUGCUCCGCGCGGCUACUGUCGAGAAGAUGGCGCGCAUCGUUGAGGGUCGGCAGCCGGCCACUACCACGACGCCCGAGACCGACCCGGCCAAGGUCCUGCAGGAUGUCUUGCUGCCGCUCAAUGUGGAAGCUAUCUUGAAUGAUGCCAAGAUCUCUUCUAGCAAUGUCGAACAGGUCAUGCCAGCCACAUCGGGUCAAGUCUUCAUGUUAUCCGUCUGGCAAAAGACGGAGGGAUCAAUCCUUUUCCCCGGUUUCAAGUACCACAUCAAGGACACGGUUGACGAGGAACGUCUUCGCGAGGCCUGGACUGCCCUUGUUUCUACCAACACUAUCCUCCGAACAAUGAUGGUCGCCACUGGAGACGAGGGGACGCCAUUCCUCCAGGUCGUCUUAAGAAAGGCAGAGCAAGGGUUCCAAGCUAUCAACACCUACACCCCAACGCCACCAAGUCCGAAGAGGCUCCAGAAGAAGAGAAGCACUUCUAGAACCAGACAGUUGAUCCGCAAGGUAUCUCAAAGGUUCAAGAAUGUGCUGAGCCGGUACGCAGAGGACGAGCGCGAGCCGCCGCUGCAAAGUCGGGAGCCGAUGCCGUCGAACAACACGAGGCAGCCCUUCGCCAGACUCGUCGCUCAGAAGCAGCAUGAUGGCUGGCUUCUCACCGUCAAGCUCCACCACGCUCUCUACGACGGCGUCAGUCUCCCGAUCCUGAUGCGGCAAUUCGAACGCCUGUGCAACCGGAGCUCGUCGAAGCCGAUGACACCUCCGAUGACACCUCCGACGACGACGACAACGACGACGGCAUUCCCCGCCCUCAUCGCCGCAUCCGCAUCCCCGGCCGCCGCAUCCAAGCGUCAGGACUUCUGGUCAAACUACCUCAAGGACGCCGUCGCGUCUCCAACCACGGGGCUCCAACAGCCCCGCUCCGCUCGCCCCGGCCGCGCCAGCGUCUUCAAGCCCGACAUCUGCGGCGGCUCGUCUUCGUCUCCGUCGUCCGCCUCCUCCUCCUCCUUGGCCGCGCUCGAAAGCGCCGCGAUGAAGCAGGGCAUCAACAUGCAGUCCCUCUUCCUGGCCGCGUACGCGCGCAUCUACGCGCGCCUGGUCGCCGCCGGGAAAGACGGAGACGUCGUGUUCGGCAUCUGGCUCGCCAACCGCUCCCACGCCAUCGACGGCCUCGCCGACGCCCCCGCGCCGACGGUCAACCUCGUGCCGCUGCGCGUGCGCGCGCCCCUCGGCGGCGACAAGAGCAGCGUCUUCGCGUCGGCCAGGGCGAUCCAAGAGGACCUCCGGACCAUCGGGGACGCCGUCGAGGUCGCUGCCGGCACCGGGCUGUGGGAGGUCGAGCGCUGGACGGGCGUGAGGGUGGAUUCGUUUGUGAAUUUCUUGAAGUUGCCCGAGAGCGAAGAAGGAGACGGGGCUGGGACUGGGGCUGGCGUGAGGGUGCGGGAGGUGGAGGAUGCGGGGAUGAAGGAGGGGUGGAGCAGGGUGGAGAAUAGUAGCGAUGAACCUGGGCGCUUUGAGGUGCCCGCGGAGCUGAAGAAUGGUGACGCGGUUGGCGGUGCUUAUAUGCAUUCGCUCGAUGUGGAAGCCACCAUCAGGGGAGGCAGAUUGGAUAUGGGUGUCUUCUGCAAUGUUGAGAUGCUGGAUCUUGCCAAGGCAGAGCAGUUGGUCAAAGACAUGGCUGAAGAGUUCAAGAACAUGAUGGAGUGA
Molecule: messenger RNA, 16938 nt
Organism: Diplodia corticola
Lineage: Eukaryota; Fungi; Ascomycota; Dothideomycetes; Botryosphaeriales; Botryosphaeriaceae
Product: peptide synthetase
Exons: 4
Coding region: 1-16938 (5645 amino acids)
Biological process (GO): secondary metabolite biosynthetic process; amino acid activation for nonribosomal peptide biosynthetic process
Cellular component (GO): cytoplasm
Molecular function (GO): phosphopantetheine binding; catalytic activity
Source: RefSeq, a predicted model, not a curated record